AUGAGCCUAGAAAACUUCACCUGGACCAGAGUUACCCCUGCUGAAUUCAUCCUCUUAGGCAUCACAAAUCGCUGGGAUCUGCGUGUGACCCUCUUCCUGAUCUUCCUGCCUGUCUACUUGAUCAGCCUGCUGGGAAAUGUGGGCAUGAUGAUGUUGAUCCAUGUGGAUGCCCGGCUCCACACACCCAUGUACUUCUUCCUGGCUAACCUCUCCCUGCUGGAUGCCUGCUAUUCCUCAGCCAUCGGCCCCAAGAUGUUAGUGGAUCUCCUGCUACCCCGUGCAACCAUCCCUUAUCUAGCCUGUGCCCUCCAGAUGUUUGUCUUUGCAGGGCUGGCUGAUGCCGAGUGUUGCCUAUUAGCAGUCAUGGCCUAUGAUCGCUAUGUGGCCAUCGGAAACCCUCUCCUCUACACUACCGUUAUGUCACCCGGUCUAUGCCUAGCCUUGCUAGGGGCAUCAGGCCUGGGUGGGGCAGUGAGUGCCUUUGUACACACGACCUUCACCUUCCGCCUGAGUUUCUGCCACUCACAGGAGGUCAAUAGCUUCUUCUGUGACAUCCCUCCACUGUUGGCCAUCUCCUGUAAUGACACCAGUCUCAACGAACUCCUCCUUUUUACAGUCUGUGGCUUCAUCCAGACAGCCACGGUGUUGGCUAUUGCUGUGUCUUAUGGCUUUAUCGCUGGGGCUGUGAUUCGUACGCGCUCAGCGGAGGGACGCCGGCGUGCAGCUUCGACCUGUGGCUCACAUCUCACAGCUGUAGCUAUGCUCUACGGGACCCUAAUUUUCAUGUACGUGCGUCCAAGCUCCAGCUAUGCCCUGGACACUGACAAGAUGGCAUCUGUGUUCUACACCCUUGUUAUUCCAGCUCUUAACCCACUCAUCUACAGCCUUCGAAACAAGGAGGUCAAUGAAGCUCUUCAGCGCACCUGGAGUCGAUUCUGCUGCCCAGCACGGGGCACCAGUGAUUGGGCCCAGGAGGCUGCUUAG
Molecule: messenger RNA, 984 nt
Organism: Nannospalax galili (Upper Galilee mountains blind mole rat)
Lineage: Eukaryota; Metazoa; Chordata; Mammalia; Rodentia; Spalacidae
Product: olfactory receptor 5C1
Exons: 1
Coding region: 1-984 (327 amino acids)
Biological process (GO): G protein-coupled receptor signaling pathway; sensory perception of smell
Cellular component (GO): membrane
Molecular function (GO): G protein-coupled receptor activity; odorant binding; olfactory receptor activity
Source: RefSeq, a predicted model, not a curated record